UGUCCCCGCCUCAAGUCAGGACAAGCAGAGGGCUUAGGUGGCUGUUAUUGAGCAUGCUCAGUGCUACAUCGUGGGCUGGAUGGGAUUUAGCGACUUUAUAGAGGUUGACUAUAACGGAAGUGACAUUACUGUUCCGGAAACGGCAAGGAGGAGUUGUUGUCUUAGCUGCUGGAGUCGAAAGCGGUGACCUUUCUGGAAGGAGCGGAGCGGAACAACCUGUCAAGAUGGGUAUUCACUUUGGAAACUUGCAAAGAAUGAGGCAUGUGAUCACCUACAGCUUGUCUCCAUUCGAACAAAGAGCUUUCCCAAACUACUUCUCCAAAGGGCUUCUCAAUGUUUGGAGGCGAUUUAAUUCCCAGGUCUUCCGGGUGGCCCCUCCCUUCAUCAUAGCCUAUCUCGUUUAUUCCUGGGGGACCGAAGAAUUUGAACGUCUGAAAAGGAAGAACCCAGCUGACUAUGAAAAUGACGAAUAAUCUGACUGAUAACGAAGAAAACAGUUGCCAACAUUAUUCUUGUUCUUGGCUUGUGGACAUGCAUAUACAAGUAUUUAAAGUAACGCUCAAUAAACCUUUCUUCCGUUCUA
Rhineura floridana is the source of this 583-nucleotide messenger RNA. Its product is annotated as cytochrome b-c1 complex subunit 8. The coding region runs from base 225 to 473 and encodes 82 amino acids. NCBI's taxonomy places the organism in Eukaryota, Metazoa, Chordata, Lepidosauria, Squamata, Rhineuridae. The transcript is spliced from 3 exons. The record is from RefSeq and is a predicted model, not a curated record. Gene Ontology annotation, biological process: mitochondrial electron transport, ubiquinol to cytochrome c.